Messenger RNA from Pseudomassariella vexata, 3942 nucleotides. RefSeq names its product calcium-transporting ATPase. Gene Ontology annotation, biological process: intracellular calcium ion homeostasis; calcium ion transmembrane transport. Lineage: Eukaryota; Fungi; Ascomycota; Sordariomycetes; Amphisphaeriales; Pseudomassariaceae. The coding region runs from base 352 to 3855 and encodes 1167 amino acids. The record is from RefSeq and is a predicted model, not a curated record. Gene Ontology annotation, cellular component: intracellular membrane-bounded organelle; membrane. The transcript is spliced from 2 exons. Gene Ontology annotation, molecular function: ATP binding; ATP hydrolysis activity; P-type calcium transporter activity.
CCUCACUCCUCCAGGCACAGCCCCCGAUCAAUUUCGGGGCUUCACGGUACAAUUGCGACGUGUUUUACUCACGGACUUGCCCCUCUGAAUUCGGUUAACUGAGAAAGCACAAAAGCUCCCUCCCCUGCGUAAGUCUCAGCGUAUCGCCAUCGCCUCAGCAAGGCAGAAAAUUGCACCGCCCGGGUCGAUUCCUAUAUGUUCUGGUCGGAAUUUGGGAAAAUACGAAAACAUUCCAAACUGUUUGGUGAUAUUUUAUAUUUUGGAGGCAGAUUCAACUGGUCUACGCGCCUCUUCACACUUGCACCUGGUGUUCAUCAAUUAUUACUCGAAUAAUUAUUUAUAUUUAUCAUUAUGGCGGGCAACACCAACUUAGCGCUACCUACCCUCCAAGUUAACACACAUGUGCGUUCUAAUAGCGAUGCAACCGACGAUGCCACGACACCGUCGGGCAUGUCGACAAUUUCCAACCCGUUUUUAACACCAUCAGCCUCAAAUAACCCUUUUCUUACGCCCUAUAACAGGAGUCGCGCAUCCAGCAUUGCGACAUCCACAACUCCAGCAAUAGACACCGAUUCCGCUCUGCGCCCCGACCCCGGCACUGAAGCCGAUUUCAACGUAGACAACAACCCUUUUGCAUAUAGCCCGGGCCAGCUCAAUAAACUCCUCAACCCCAAGUCCCUUGCCGCAUUUAGGGCACUGGGUGGGCUGCGUGGAAUCGAAAAGGGCCUCCAGACAGAUAUCACCGCCGGCUUGGGCGUUGAUGAGACUUCCGUCCCAGCUAGAGUCACAUUUGAAGAAGCCGUCGCGAACAGUAAGGCACAUCAAAACGAAAUAUCCCUAGCCCCUCCGCAAGAUGGCGCCGAGGCUUUCUGCGACCGCUCCCGCGUCUACGGCCGGAACGUGCUCCCCGCCAAAAAGGCAACGCCGCUGUGGAAGCUUAUGUGGGACGCCUACAACGACAAAGUGCUCAUCCUGCUCACAGGAGCGGCCGUUAUAUCGCUGGCUCUGGGUCUAUACGAGACCUUCGGUGUGGUGCACCCUGCAGGCUCGCCUAUGCCUGUGGACUGGGUCGAGGGCGUGGCCAUCGUGGUUGCCAUUGUCAUCGUCACGGCUGUCGGUUCCCUUAACGACUGGCAGAAAGAGCGCGCAUUUGUCCGGCUUAAUGCGAAGAAAGAGGAUCGCGAGAUCAAGGCCAUCCGUUCGGGAACUUCGUACAUGAUUAACGUGCAUGAUAUCCUCGUGGGAGAUAUACUGCAUCUUGAGGCGGGUGAUUUGAUUCCCGUUGAUGGCAUUUUCAUCAGCGGGCAUGAUUUGAAGUGCGACGAGUCCUCGGCGACGGGCGAGUCGGAUGCGCUGAAGAAGACGGGCGGAGAGCAGGUCAUGCAGGCGCUCGAGGCGGGCAAGAAGUCCAAGGGUCUUGAUCCGUUCAUUAUUUCGGGUGCGAAGGUGCUCGAGGGCAUGGGGACGUUUGUCUGCACUUCGGUUGGCGUCAACUCGAGUUUCGGCAAGAUCAUGAUGUCCGUCCGGACCGAGGUCGAAGCCACGCCGCUGCAGAAGAAGCUAGAGCGUCUUGCCAUCGCAAUCGCCAAACUUGGUGGGGGUGCCGCCGGUCUCCUUUUCUUCGUGCUCCUUUUCCGCUUUUUGGCCGGGCUGUCAGGAGACACUCGGCCUGCUGCCGAGAAAGCCAUGACGUUCAUGGACAUCCUCAUCGUGGCCAUUACGAUCAUCGUCGUCGCCGUGCCUGAAGGUCUUCCCCUGGCCGUAACCCUCGCACUGGCCUUCGCAACUACCCGCCUGCUCAAGGAGAACAACCUGGUGCGCGUGCUCCGAGCAUGCGAAACCAUGGGCAACGCUACGACCAUUUGCUCCGACAAAACCGGUACUCUCACCACCAACAAGAUGACCGUCGUCGCCGGCACAUUCGGGCAGACCAACUUCGUCAAGUCGGACACGGAAAAGCCCAACACCAUGAGCAUCUCGCGAUGGGCCUCAAGCCUCUCCCUCGCCACCAAGGAAGCCAUCAUCCAAUCCGUCGCCAUCAACUCCACCGCCUUCGAGGGCGUCGAUAACGGGCAGUUCGCGUUCAUUGGCUCCAAGACCGAGACGGCCCUGCUACAGCUGGCUCGAGAACAACUCGGCAUGGGUUCUCUCCCCGGAGUCCGGGCCAAUGAGGAAGUGGUGCAGAUGAUGCCUUUCGACUCGGACAAGAAGUGCAUGGGCGCCGUGAUUCGGUUGCGCUCAGGCGGCUACCGCCUCCUUAUCAAGGGCGCAUCGGAGAUUCUGCUCGGGUGCUGCUCUUCCACUGCCGACAUCCAGACCCUCGCCUCGGCUGCACUCACCGAGGCUGAUAGAACGAUGUUGACGAAGACCAUCGACGGGUAUGCUCGCCAGUCCCUCCGUACCAUUGGGCUCGUCUACCGGGACUACCCAUCCUGGCCGCCCGCCGGAGUCUCCAUCGAGGAAGAAGGCCAUGUUGAGUUGUCUUCCGUGCUCAACGACCUCGUCUUCCUUGGCUUGGUGGGAAUCCAAGACCCCGUCCGCCCCGGCGUUCCGGAGGCCGUGGCCAAGGCCCAGCACGCCGGCGUCGUGGUCCGUAUGGUUACUGGCGACAACGCCGUCACUGCGCAAGCCAUCGCCACGGAAUGCGGCAUCUACACCGACGGCGUCAUCAUGGAGGGCCCCACAUUCCGCGCCCUGAGCGAGGAGGAGAUGAACUCGACGCUUCCCAAGCUGCAGGUUCUAGCACGGUCUUCGCCGGAGGAUAAGCGGAUUCUGGUCACGCGACUCAAGGCGUUAGGAGAGACCGUGGCAGUCACUGGCGACGGGACGAACGACGCUCCUGCGCUGAAGGCGUCAGACGUUGGUUUCUCCAUGGGUAUCUGCGGCACCGAAGUCGCAAAAGAGGCUUCGUCGAUUGUGCUUAUGGACGACAACUUCGCGUCGAUCAUCAUGGCGCUGAAGUGGGGUCGCGCCGUUAAUGAUGCGGUGCAGAAGUUCUUGCAGUUCCAAGUGACGGUAAACAUCACUGCUGUCCUCCUAGCUUUCAUCUCCGCCGUCUCCUCCCCCACCAUGGAAUCCGUCCUCACGGCCGUUCAACUUCUCUGGGUUAACCUCAUAAUGGACACCUUCGCCGCCCUCGCCCUCGCCACCGACCCGCCCACGGAGAAAAUCCUCGACCGGCCUCCCCAGACCAAGAGCGCGCCCCUCAUUACCACCAACAUGUGGAAGAUGAUCGUCGGGCAGGCCAUCUUCCAACUCGUCGUCACUUUGAUCCUGCACUUCGCUGGUGCGCAAAUCCUUGGGUACGACUUGAAUGACACGAACAAGAUGUUGGAGUUGGACACCAUGGUCUUCAACACGUUUGUCUGGAUGCAGAUUUUCAACGAGUUCAAUAACCGACGGUUGGAUAACAAGUUCAAUAUCUUUGAGGGGGUUCAUCGGAAUAUGUUCUUCAUUGGGAUUAACUGCAUCAUGGUCGGAGCGCAGAUAGCCAUCAUCUUUGUCGGUGGAAAGGCAUUUUCGAUUACCCAGAUCGAUGGGGUGCAGUGGGCGAUCUGUAUCGUGUUGGCCUUGUUGUCAUUGCCGUGGGCGGUGGUGGUGAGGUUAUUUCCUGAUGAGCUUUAUGCACGCAUUGCAAGGGUCGUUGGGGGCCCAGUGGUGAUUGUGUACAAGGCCCUUGCUAGGGUGUUUGGGAGGUUGGGAGGGGUACUUAAGAGGAAUAAGAAGAGUCCGGGGGAUAAGGUCGAAUCGGAGAAGGAGAAGAGCGAUGGUAGUGAGGAUGGGGCGCCGGCCUUGUUUGUGACUGAGGUAAAUCCCACCAUACAGGUUGAGGAUGCUGAGAAGGGGUGGGUGUAAUGUGUGAUAUUUCUUACGUGCUUAGAGCGGAUAGACCCUAUGUUUGCAGCGAUGCGAUUCUUAUAUGAAUGAUGAUAUCUAAUCGAC